CCUCACUGUUUCUCUCUCAAAUUCCAAGCAAAACACAACAACACAAUCUCUGUGAUUUCACUCUGUUUUCUGCAAUGGCCAACGACGACGCCGGCGCGAUGACGACGAGAACAUCGAUCAUGGAGUGGAAGCAGAUGCACCCACUCCACCAAAUCGCAGAAACCCCCACCCACAAGCUCCUCCUCAAGCAAUGGCUAAAGGAAGAAGAAUUAAUCCAUGGCCGCAUCGCGCUGAAAGAAACGCAGAUCGAUUCGAUCCGCAAAGAGAUCACCAUGCUCUACAUCUUCUUCUUCCUCUUUCACUCCACAACCCUUAUGCUACUCUUCAACAAUUCAUCUUCCUCAACGACUUCAAGGGCGUGUCACAGGUCUUGGGUCCCGUCGCUGUGCUCGCUGCUGUUCUCGCUGGGUUCGAUUUGGGCGGUGCGGUACAAGAGCGACGUGGAGGCUCACAUGGAGAAGAUGCUGAGGAGGGAGAAGGAGGAUAAGGGGAUGUUGGGGAAGUGUGUGGAGGAAUUGAAGAAGAAAGGGUUGGAGUUUGAUUUGUUGAAGGAGGUUGAUGCUUUGAGGAGGGCUAAGAGUUUGAAGGUUGUUGAGGUCAAAGAGGUUAGGAAAUGGUCUUCUAGGGAUUUUGUUUCUCUGUUCUUCUUCUCCAUGGCUUGUUUGUCACUUGCUGUUACAAGGGUCAUCUUGUGCAGUUAGGGUUUGAUUUUCUGGGUUUGGGGGUGAAGGGUGAAAAGGGGGUUUCUAUAAUUAGAUUGUUGGAUGGGUAUUGGGUUCUAUGGUGCAGAAUGUACUGUUCUGCUGUUUAGUUUUUUUGUGAUUUUUUUUUUUGAAAACUGGAGUUUUUUUGUGAUUUGGAAAAUACUAUGUUGAAUUCAAGGAAUAAGAUUAUAGUUUCUUUUCAAUUUGAAGAUGUGUUUUGAUUUUAUGCUUACAUUUUGAUUUUUUUGGCUUGAUUUAAGUUAAAGUGAUUGGCAUAAGCAGUGAAUUUGGUGAUUAUAAGCUUUAAUGUUUGUAGUGGUAUAUUGUGUUGUGCACUUUAUGUUAUGUAACUUGAUCUAUGAUAUUAAGCUUUCAAAUUGUUGUCUACAAACAA
Molecule: messenger RNA, 1098 nt
Organism: Lotus japonicus
Lineage: Eukaryota; Viridiplantae; Streptophyta; Magnoliopsida; Fabales; Fabaceae
Exons: 1
Coding region: 75-701 (208 amino acids)
Source: RefSeq, a predicted model, not a curated record